Molecule: messenger RNA, 628 nt
Organism: Mercurialis annua (annual mercury)
Lineage: Eukaryota; Viridiplantae; Streptophyta; Magnoliopsida; Malpighiales; Euphorbiaceae
Product: transcription repressor OFP6-like
Exons: 1
Coding region: 89-562 (157 amino acids)
Biological process (GO): negative regulation of DNA-templated transcription
Source: RefSeq, a predicted model, not a curated record
AAAGCUAACUUUAGCAGCAAAAUAAAGGAAAUGAAAAGAGUCCUACCAACAAACACCUUAAUUUUCCAUUAUUUUUCUUCCUUCUACAAUGCCCUCACGCAAGAAAAUUAAGCUUCUUAAAACAUUGAUCGCAGCCUGUGGCUGUGGCAGGACAAAACCUUCAGAUGUUUACGAGCCGAUUCCGAUUCCGAUUCCGAUUCCUCUUUGUCCUUCUGAUUCUAAUUCUUAUGAUAAAAGCGGAUCGGCCGCAGCCUUAUUGUCAUUAGAUAAUGAAGAAACCUGCACCACUUCCACUGAAAGCACCAGCUUUGCAAUGCAACAUAGCUCUGAAACAAAAAUCAGCAACAACAGCAUUGCUGUGGUGAAAGAUUCGAACGACCCGUAUCGAGAUUUUAGGCAAUCCAUGUUGCAGAUGAUCUUCGAGAAGGAAAUAUUCUCCAGGGCUGAUCUUCAAGAGCUUCUCAACUGUUAUCUGGAGCUGAAUGCUGCAUGUAACCAUGCCCUAAUCAUUGGAGCAUUCACAGAUAUCUGGAAUGAUGUCAUCUCCAAAAACCAAACCUAGAAUAACACAUCUCUAUUAAUUUCCCUUUUCAUGUAUUUUCAAUUACUGUGUUCAAUGUCUUUUUCA